GACUUGACCGGAGCUUUUUGUCUCCGCCCCUUGCAGUUGCCGCCUGCUCUGGUCCGCUUUCCAGGCGAGGCGCAGUUAAAUUCGAACAAGCCUAGUGAUUCAAACUAAGCAGUACUAUACAGGGGAACAGUACCGUAAAGUAAAACUGUGUAUACCUACUUUUCUUCCGAGCAGCGUGACACGUCGCAGAGUUUGGAGCAUGGCUGAUAAAGAGGUGUAUGACGAUGCAGUGGAAGAAAGGGUCAUCAAUGAGGAGUACAAGAUUUGGAAGAAAAACACACCUUUCCUAUAUGAUCUGGUGAUGACUCAUGCGCUGGAGUGGCCCAGCCUUACUGUCCAGUGGCUUCCAGAUGUCAGCAGGCCAGAAGGGAAGGACUACACCGUCCACAGGCUGGUUUUGGGGACCCAUACAUCAGAUGAGCAAAACCACCUCGUGAUUGCCAGUGUCCAGGUACCAAACGAUGAUGCCCAGUUUGACGCCUCGCACUAUGACAGUGAGAAAGGAGAGUUUGGUGGAUUUGGUUCAGUAAGUGGAAAAAUAGAGAUUGAGAUCAAGAUCAACCACGAAGGUGAGGUUAACCGAGCCCGCUACAUGCCCCAGAAUCCCUGCAUCAUUGCCACCAAGACUCCCACUUCUGAUGUGCUCGUCUUCGACUACAAUAAGCACCCAUCUAAGCCAGAUCCCAGUGGGGAGUGCAGUCCUGACUUGAGACUGAAAGGCCACCAGAAAGAAGGGUAUGGCCUUUCCUGGAAUCCUAAUCUCAGUGGCAACCUCCUCAGUGCUUCCGAUGACCAUACAAUUUGUCUAUGGGACAUUGGGGCUGGCCCCAAGGAAGGGAAGAUUGUGGAUGCCAAGACCAUCUUCACUGGCCACACAGCAGUGGUAGAAGAUGUUUCCUGGCAUUUGCUCCACGAAUCCUUGUUUGGUUCGGUGGCUGACGAUCAGAAACUCAUGAUAUGGGAUACCCGGUCCAACAACACAUCCAAAGCCAGCCACGCAGUAGAUGCUCACACUGCUGAGGUCAACUGUCUGAGUUUCAACCCCUACAGCGAGUUCAUUCUUGCUACUGGUUCUGCUGAUAAGACUGUUGCACUGUGGGAUCUAAGAAAUCUCAAACUGAAGCUCCACUCCUUUGAGUCCCACAAAGAUGAAAUUUUCCAGGUACAAUGGUCUCCUCACAAUGAGACGAUCCUGGCCUCCAGUGGCACGGACCGACGUCUCAAUGUCUGGGAUCUGAGUAAAAUUGGUGAGGAACAGUCAGCAGAAGAUGCUGAGGAUGGCCCACCAGAACUGCUGUUCAUUCACGGCGGCCACACAGCCAAGAUCUCUGACUUCUCCUGGAACCCCAAUGAACCAUGGGUGAUCUGUUCAGUGUCCGAGGACAACAUCAUGCAAGUCUGGCAGAUGGCGGAGAACAUCUACAAUGACGAGGAGGCAGACAACACCCCUGCAUCAGAGCUGGAGGCCUAGUGAGCGGAACUCGGAUGGGCAUGAGCUUCUCUGCAGGGACCCCUCAUCCACUCCCUGAGCUCUCAGUCAGCCUGGCGUUUCCUUCUCUGGCUUAUCUCAAGUGCAAAAUAAAAAGUCUGCUCUCCACAUCAAAGUACAACGUGGACAGUAAGAGAUGGAAUGGACCACCCCUCCUCCCUCCUCUAACAGACAGCUGGAUUCAGUCUCCUGAAUCCUGAAUCCUGCUUACACCUCACUAUGACCCGGGUACCCACAAGCAUUUCAGCACUUGGAAUAGGAUGACAGUUUUCUACGCAUCAGAGCCAAGUUCCGGCUGUACCAGUAGUUUGUUAAACGUCCUGCCCGUAUCAAUUAAUCAGCCAGGCCACUGAACUGAACUUGUUGUUAAGACCAGUUCAUUUUGAAAGGCUCAUUGACAGAAAACGUGAAAGUCUUAUUUUACAUUUUGACUUAUUGGUAGCCAGAAAACCACUAUAUAGUCACAUUCCCCCAAGAUGUUAGCUGUGUAAGAAAACCUGGACACUGGUUAUCUGAGUACCGAAGUUGUUUUGGGAAACCUGACCUACAUCUGUCAAAACUGUGUCAUGGGUUGAAAACAGUGGGCAUGUCCAGGGAGAUGGUUUUUUCAUACCUUGUUUCCCAACUCGUGGUGGCGUUUGUUACAAAAUAUUAUUCGCAACUGACACUUCUUGGCUGUCCUUAAAAAAACAAACAACAACAAAAAAAAACAUUCCCUGUUCAUAAGGUACAGAAACUUCAGUAUUUUUGCUUGAGUGAACAGUGUGGGACUAAACGAGUGCACUUGAAGGAAAUGCAAAUCUUUCUUUUUCUUCUCUUUUGUGUUCUUACAUAAUGUGAAAUUGUCAUGUUUUGUUUCCUGCACUACAAAUUGCAAUAAAACUUUUAUAACUUUA
Scatophagus argus is the source of this 2385-nucleotide messenger RNA. Its product is annotated as histone-binding protein RBBP7. Gene Ontology annotation, biological process: regulation of gene expression. Lineage: Eukaryota; Metazoa; Chordata; Actinopteri; Scatophagidae. Gene Ontology annotation, cellular component: nucleus; ESC/E(Z) complex; NuRD complex. The record is from RefSeq and is a predicted model, not a curated record. The coding region runs from base 200 to 1471 and encodes 423 amino acids. Gene Ontology annotation, molecular function: histone binding. The transcript is spliced from 12 exons.